AUGGCCACUCAACUCACCCCUUCGAAGCAGGCUGCUUCCUCCUUCGAGAACCUCAAGAUGAGCGACUCCCCCGUUAAGAAGCUCGACUUCCAGUCCGUCGGCAAGGAGAACGCGCCCGCGUCUCUCAAGUCCCUCGACGCGACCACCACCAAGCCCGUCGAGAAGGCCCUCGAGGCUCCCAAGGUUGCUAGUGGUAUCAAGGAGGCCGAGGCCAACGAGCCCCUCCUCCAGGAGAACCCCCACCGUUUCGUCCUCUUCCCCAUCAAGUACCACGAGAUCUGGCAAAUGUACAAGAAAGCCGAGGCCUCUUUCUGGACCGCCGAGGAGAUUGAUCUGUCCAAGGAUCUGCACGACUGGCACAACCGCCUGAACGAUGACGAGCGUUACUUUAUCUCCCACGUUCUGGCAUUCUUCGCCGCUUCCGACGGCAUUGUCAACGAGAACUUGCUGGAGCGUUUCAGCGGUGAGGUUCAGGUCCCCGAGGCCCGUUGCUUCUACGGUUUCCAGAUCAUGAUGGAGAACAUUCACUCCGAGACCUACUCUCUCCUCAUUGAUACCUACAUCAAGGAGCCCAAGCAGCGCACCUACCUCUUCGAUGCCAUUGACACCAUUCCCUGCAUUAAGCGCAAGGCCGAGUGGGCUAUGAAGUGGAUCUCCGACCGCGAGUCCACCUUUGCUCAGCGCCUGGUUGCCUUUGCUGCCGUUGAGGGUAUCUUCUUCUCUGGCUCCUUCGCCUCCAUCUUCUGGCUCAAGAAGCGUGGUCUUAUGCCCGGUCUGACCUUCUCCAACGAGCUGAUCUCCCGUGACGAGGGUCUGCACACCGACUUUGCCUGCCUGCUCUUCUCCCACCUGAACAACCGCCCCAGCAAGCAGGUUGUCGAGGACGUCAUUGUCGAGGCUGUCGGUAUCGAGCAGGAGUUCCUAACUGAUGCUCUGCCCUGUGCUCUGCUUGGCAUGAACUCCAAGCUGAUGUGCCAGUACAUUGAGUUCGUGGCUGACCGUCUUCUGGUCGCUCUUGGCAACAAGAAAUACUACAACGCUACCAACCCCUUCGACUUCAUGGAGUCCAUCUCCCUGGCUGGCAAGACCAACUUCUUCGAGAAGCGUGUUGGCGACUACCAAAAGGCCGGUGUCAUGGCCUCCACCAAGAAGGACACCAGCGCCUCUGAGGGCGAGCAGGCCCCCAAGAACAACGGCCUCAGCUUCGACGAGGACUUCUAG
Molecule: messenger RNA, 1221 nt
Organism: Penicillium cataractarum
Lineage: Eukaryota; Fungi; Ascomycota; Eurotiomycetes; Eurotiales; Aspergillaceae
Product: ribonucleotide-diphosphate reductase subunit RNR2
Exons: 4
Coding region: 1-1221 (406 amino acids)
Biological process (GO): deoxyribonucleotide biosynthetic process
Molecular function (GO): oxidoreductase activity
Source: RefSeq, a predicted model, not a curated record